CCGUCGCCGCCGCGGGCGAGCUGCUUAUCUGUAGUGGGGAAUGCAGUUGGCGGCUUACAGGGGGACAGCGAUGGGCACCUACUCGGACCUGCCGUGCCUCACGGUGCUCGCCAUGUACGUGGUCUCAUCAAGCAUCCUCACGUCCAGCGGCAUCGCCUCGACACACUGGAAGCUCUACGAGCCCGAAGGUUUGGUGAGGCCCAAAGAUGGAGGCGACCAGCAAUAUACACUCCUGGACGACGACGAGACAGAUUGGGAGGGCCCGGGCGGUGACCCCAUCAUGAUGAUGAUGAUGAGCGGGCGGACGAAGACGGGGGGUGCGCGAGAACAGCAGCCUUACAGCGCUUGCGCUCGGCAGAGGAGAGCGAGCACGAGUCACGGCGAGCAGCAGAGGCGGCGCGACUCGGACGAGGGGCUGCUGACGUGCGGCACGCCCGUCAACCUGACGCAGCUUGACCACCUGGAGGGCGUCUCGCGCCGCCACCUCCUCGCCUUCCUACCCGAGCCCGAGGCGGCACUGCUGUUCACGGGCUCGGAGGACGGCGGUCACGUGGACGAGGUGGCGCUCGAGAGGGACCUGCGGCAGGCCGUCGCACAGCACGGCCGCGAGAAGCAAUCGCCGUGCACGAUGGCCUCACUCUUCCGGCAAAUCGGCAACUACUGGCGCCUCAAGGGGAAUGCAUACCACGCCAUCGAGUGCUUCCGCAAGGCGCUGGCGCUGGCGGGAGAGCGGCCGGACGUGCUGCUCGACCUGGCGCGCCUCCUCUUCAGCCACCAGUUCAGCGCGGACGGCAUCGAGCUGGCGCGCCGGGCGCUGCACCUACAUCCGCCCGACCAAAGCGCGUGGCUCCAGCACCUGACGCUCGGCGAAAUGCUCAAGGCGGUGGGUGACGUGACGGGCGCGAGCGUCCACUUCCGCCAGGCACUGGACCUCAACCCCGGCUCGUCGAGGGCCGCUUCCGAGCUGGCGUCUCUCCCCGGCUCGUGGGCGUCGGCGUCGAGGGCAGCCGGCGGCUGCGGCGGCGCCGGCGGCGCCGGCGGUGCCGGCGGCGCCGGUUCCCCCGUCACGGCGUACACGCUCGUGCUCAUCGUGGGGCUGGUUGCCGGCGCGCUCCUCACGCUCCGCCAGACGGUGGCGGCGGCCGGCGGGCGAGGUGCCGAAGUGUCGGGGGCGGCUGCCGCUGGGGGGGCCGCGGCCGUCGGGGCUCCGGGGGAGGCCGGCGGCGGGACGUCGGGCGGAGGGGCGCUCAGGAAGACGCUGCGGCAGGUCGACUGGCAAAGGAGCCGCAUCGCGACCCCGUCGCGGGUCAUCCGCUUCAAGAAGGUCAACCACAGUUGAGGUGUCGGCGGGGGAAAAAUAACGACGAUUUGUAUCAUUUGUAAUUGUUUUGAGAUGGGGGUGGAGGAGGCGGGGGAGGGGGGGGUGUAUAGGGGUGGGGGAGGUGUGGAAUUCACACAAAUUUAUAUGUUACUUGCAAAGGACUUCCGGCAACACAGUCGCAUGAUGUCGACCCCCCCCCCCCACCGCCGCACGUUCAUGAACGUACCCGAGGCAUUAUUUAAAAAGCAAUCUCAGCCCUCAGAUCGGAUCCCCCCGUAGCCCAGUCUCCUUCCAUCCCCUGUGACUCAUGUUCACAGCUGACUUAACUCAUUGUUGUCGGCCAGCGCUAAAACUUUCCAACUGGAUCGGGUUGUCCGGAGUUGGACUUACAAUCGUAGAGGUGAUAGCCACAAAAUGCAAGCUGCUGGUUGUCAAUGCCUAAAGCGACAGACUGUUAUUUGAACCAAUGCAGCAUUGCAUUGUCGUACUUCCAAGUUUUGCAAUAAAUUUGUUCAGGGGCAUUAUCAACCAAUAUGCCUCCUGAAAUAAUAUUGUUUUCAGUAGAUUUCAUAGUUGUGACUGCAACAAGUCUGACAAUCAGCCAGUCUGUCUUUGCACGUACACGUUUGGACAUGUGUAUGAAAUGUUUCUAAACAUAUCAUUUGUUAACGGAAUAGCGAUACGUAUACAUGGUACAGUUUUUAUUUUGACAGCAUCUAAAUACAAGAAUAUCUUUUCUGCUGAGUUUCUUCUGAUUUAAACGCAAGUUCCACUUUGAGAUGACACUGUGGAUUAAAAUUGGCUACUGAAUUAGUGCAAUAGGAGAAGUUUAUAUUGUGAGUUGUAUACAUAUCUAAUCCUUGUUAAAUUGCACAAAUCUCUUUUUAUUAUAGUACCUUGAAAAUUAGCGACACUGGAAAGCAAAAGCAAGUGAUGUCAUUUUUUGCAAAUGUUUUUUUGCGUGACUUGGUGCACAUUUCUGCAAAAGUGAACAUGUUCUUCCCAUCAUACAUGUUAAUGUGGAACUUUAAAAAACAUGAAACAGACGUAACCAAUAGACACCAUGUCACAAGAGUGUAAUAAUCUUAUUACGUUGAGAUUUUAUAAUGUAAAAGUCCACAAACAGCCACUGUCCCUGAUUUGAAUUGAAUGUGUGGACUAAAUUUUUUAAAGAUAUAUUUUGAAUGCGCUUACACUCAGCCAUGUGUUAAGAUGCCAAGCUGAUAUUCUCACUCAAUUCACAGUUUUGGUUUGUCUCGGAACAACCAAUAAUUGUAUGGAACACACGCACGGUUCAUAAACCGCUUUAAUAAUUGCUGUGAAUGCCCAUGAAUGACCACUUAAGUAUGAAUUAACAUUGCUUAAAUUGUGCAUCAUAAAGUGCUCAAUUAGCUAAAAGCAUGUAAAAAAUCUUGAAUACCACGUUAACAUUGCCACUACCGUACCUAUUGCAUUUUACACACUUGCAUCAAGCCAUUCAACAACAUCACCUGUGUUAAAAUAAAACGUGUCCUUUAAGAACAAUAUCGGUGACAUCUUUCCAUCCGGUGAAAUAAUCUGCAUUGUUAAUGUAAGAGGUGAAUCAAUACUGGACUCUGUUUUUGCAAUAAUGUUCAUUAACUGGAGGGCAUCGUUAAAAUAUUUGACAGUUAGAACCUCAGGGCUUUGAACACCAGCCUAAUUUGUCAAUUAUUUUGAAACCUAUUUUAUCAUAGUAUGUCCAUACCUCAAACACUCCAUGUCAGGUCGGCAUGACCAUGUGUUUUGGUGGUGUUUUUGUUCUUUCGGAGGACUCGCAUGAACAAAAUGCCUUGUUUUCUUUUCUCCAUUUUAAGAUCCGUUCCUCGUGUAGUAUAACGUCUUCCAUUGCGGGUCGUUCAUUGAAAAAAAAACAUUUGGCCACAAAUCCGUGUGCUCCGUUCCUCUUGUGUUCUACUGCGGUGUUACGUUCGUAAGGCCACGAAACACACCUGGCAAGGCAGUACGUUGUUGGUGUUGAGAAACUGUCCGCGAUUUAAAGAGUGGUGCUCGCCAUCAUCAUAACAUGCACUUUGUGAAUCGCAGCACUGCAGUAAGACGAUUACUCGUUCAUCGUUUAUUGUUUCAUUCCAUUGCAUUGUGACCGCUCAAUUGCAUUGAAAAAAGGAAAGGGGAAAAAAAUUGCACUCCAAUAAAAUGAAAGCAUAA
Molecule: messenger RNA, 3508 nt
Organism: Petromyzon marinus (sea lamprey)
Lineage: Eukaryota; Metazoa; Chordata; Hyperoartia; Petromyzontiformes; Petromyzontidae
Biological process (GO): actin filament polymerization
Cellular component (GO): cytoplasm; actin cytoskeleton
Molecular function (GO): protein binding
Source: RefSeq, a predicted model, not a curated record